Molecule: messenger RNA, 1425 nt
Organism: Fonsecaea multimorphosa CBS 102226
Lineage: Eukaryota; Fungi; Ascomycota; Eurotiomycetes; Chaetothyriales; Herpotrichiellaceae
Exons: 2
Coding region: 1-1425 (474 amino acids)
Source: RefSeq, a predicted model, not a curated record
AUGGCCGAGGUGACGACCAAGAAACGGGGUCGCCCGCCCAAGAAACAACGUCCUGCGGAUGCCGACGCGGUGCUUUUGCAACACGACAAAACAGACGGUGGCGAUGACGACGGCAAUGGUGAUAUUGUUCCCGCCCCGAAAGCACGAGGCAGACCGGCUUCAUCGUCUACAAGGGUGUCUGUGACUCCGACGGCGAGGACAGGAAGAGCAAAACAAACUGUUGGGGAGGUGGUUGGUGUGGCUACGGGGGAGAAGCCCAAAGCAUCGGCAUCGGCCAAGAAGAAAGCUCCCGCGGUCGUCAAGACUCCAGAUGCGGCAACGACUCCCUCUACGUCCAAGGAUCGCAAGACUUCAGCAAAAUCCCUCGCCAGCCAACAACACGACGCAUCUGCCACUGUGGCAGAAGGAAAAGCAAAGGCAAAACCUGUAGCCAAGAACGCAGAAGCCUCAAGGCCUUCGACUACUGCCGCCGCUCCGUCUACAUUACUACGGGUAGAAAGCGAGACUCACUCGAUACAGAACAGCGGCCAGCAGCGACAGCAGCAGCCAACAACGACACCGACGACGGCGGCGGCUGGCCUAGUAUAUCCAGGCCAACUAUCCAUCUCCAAGAAGAUCCUUGAGCACGCCAAGGCCUUCUCGAGAGGUUCCGACCGGUUACAACUUGAUUUCCUACAGCUCAUCAGCCAGAAAGAAGCUGCGUAUACUACGACUCGGCAUCCAUCGUCGCCGCACGCCGGACCUGACACGCAGGAGACACCGACAUCAGCGUCACAAACCUCUUUUGAGGCAGACGCAAUUCCUGUGCCAGCUGACGAAACUACCUCCAUCCCUCCUUCAAUAGGCAGGGCAUCGACAGCGGCAGGAGGGGCAGCAUCAGCCUUGACAAGUGAUACGGUCCAUCCAGUCUCAACACAGAUGGCAAUUCCACCUCUCAGCCCACAACAACAAGCAUAUCAUCCACAUCCACCGCCUCCCUCCUUCCUGUCCUCUCCUCCGCUUGGCACCGCUCAAACCCAGCACCAAACAGUCCGCGCGUACUCCUCAACGAAAGCCCUGCCCAUGUCCACUACAAUCGCAUUGGCCGCCCGUCAGCACAGUGGCCCCGCUGGAUCAAAGCCCUCAAUGCCACCACGACCAACGACCAUCCCUCCCGAGGUACCGCACGCGCCAAAACUGACCGAGUUGCCGCUUGAGCAGCUGAAAAGGGACCCCAGGUACAGGAAGGCGUCGACGCGGUAUACCACGUUUGUGGUGGCGCUGCCUUUUGCCAUUGUUAGUAGUUACUUUUUGUGGGAGAGGUACCGCGAACACCAGGCGUACUUGCAGAAAGUCCGGGAUGCCCGAGCCAAGGGGCCAGGAACAGAUGAUUCGGCCUCAACGCCCGUGUCGGGGUUUGUGCCAGAACAACAUGAUCGUGAAUAA